GCCGCCGCCAUGGCCGGUAAGCCCCGCAGCGGCUGCGAGGCGCUCCGGGUGGUGGCCCGGUGCCGGCCCAUGAGCCGGCGGGAGGAGGCGGCGGGAUACGAGCGCGUCCUGGAGCUGGACGUGAAGCUGGGCCAGGUGAGCAUCCGCAACCCCCGCGCCGCCCCCGGGGAGCUGCCCAAGACCUUCACCUUCGACGCCGUGUACGACGCCAGCUCCAAGCAGGCCGACCUGUACGAUGAGACGGUGCGGCCGCUCAUCGACUCGGUGCUGCAGGGCUUCAACGGCACGGUCUUCGCCUACGGGCAGACCGGCACCGGCAAGACCUACACCAUGCAGGGCGCCUGGGCGGAGCCGGAGAAGCGCGGCAUCAUCCCCAGCGCCUUCGAACACAUCUUCACCCACAUCUCCCGCUCGCAGAACCAGCAGUACCUGGUGAGGGCCUCGUACCUGGAGAUCUACCAGGAGGAGAUCAGGGACCUCCUCGCCAAGGACCAGAGCAAGAAGCUGGAGCUGAAGGAGAACCCCGAGACCGGGGUGUACAUCAAGGACCUCUCGUCCUUCGUGACCAAGAACGUGAAGGAGAUCGAGCACGUGAUGAACCUGGGCAGCCAGACGCGCUCGGUGGGCAGCACCAACAUGAACGAGCACAGCUCGCGCUCCCACGCCAUCUUCCUGAUCACCAUCGAGUGCAGCGAGACGGGGCCGGACGGCGAGGAGCACAUCCGCGUGGGCAAGCUCAACCUGGUGGACCUGGCGGGCAGCGAGCGCCAGAACAAAAUGGGGGCUCACGGAGAGCGCCCCAAGGAAGCCUCCAAGAUCAACCUGUCCCUCUCGGCCCUGGGCAACGUCAUCUCGGCGCUGGUGGACGGCCGCAGCACGCACAUCCCCUACCGGGACUCCAAGCUCACCCGCCUGCUGCAGGACUCCCUCGGCGGCAACGCCAAGACGAUCAUGGUGGCCACCUUGGGCCCGGCCUCGCACAGCUACGAGGAGAGCCUCUCCACCCUCAGGUUCGCCAACAGGGCCAAGAACAUCAAGAACAAGCCCCGGGUGAACGAGGACCCCAAGGACACCUUGCUGCGGGAGUUCCAGGAGGAGAUCGUCCGGCUGAAAGCGCAGCUGGAGAAACGCGGCAUGCUGGGGAAGAAGAGGAGAAGGAGCAGCCGGAGGAAGAAAGCGAUGGAUGGAGAGGGCACUGUGGACAAUGAAGGGGAGGAUGAGAAUGAGGAUGGCCUGGAGAAGAACAUGGAGAAUUACUUGAAGGAGCAGAAGGAGAGGCUGGAAGAGGAGAAAGCCGCUAUCCAGGAUGACCACAGCCUGGUGAGCGAGGAGAAGCAGAAGCUGCUCCGGGAGAAGGAGAAGAUGAUCGAGGACCUGCGGAAGGAGCAGGAGGCCACGGAGCUGCUGGCCAUCAAGUACAAGGCCAUGGAGAGCAAGCUGCUCAUCGGGGGCAGGACCAUCGUGGACCACACCAACGAGCAGCAGAAGAUGCUGGAGCUGAGGCGGCAGGAGAUCGCCGAGCAGAAACGCCGGGAGCGGGAGAUGCAGCAGGAGAUGCUGCUGAGGGACGAGGAGACCAUGGAGCUGAGGGAGACCUACACGUCCCUGCAGCAGGAGGUGGAGAUCAAAACCAAGAAGCUGAAGAAGCUCUAUGCCAAGCUGCAGGCUGUGAAGGCUGAGAUCCAGGACCAGCACGACGAGUACAUCCGCGUGCGCCAGGACCUGGAGGAGGCGCAGAACGAGCAGACGCGGGAGCUGAAACUCAAGUACUUGAUCAUCGAGAACUUCAUCCCUCCCGAGGAGAAGAACAAGAUCAUGAACCGCCUGUACUUCGACAGCGACGAGGACCAGUGGAAAUUCCAGCCACUGGUUCCCACUGGAGGGAACAGCUCCCAGAUGAAGAGGCGUCCGACCUCGGCCGUGGGCUACAAGAGGCCCAUCAGCCAAUACGCCCGGGUGGCCAUGGCCAGGAGAUCCCACCCCCGCUUCCGGGCUGAGAACAUCAUGUUCCUGGAGCUGGACCUGUCCCCCCCGGCCAUCUUUGAGUUUGAGCGCAGCAGGGACGCGGCGGAGCAGGACCCGCGGGCGCUGCACCUGGAGAGGCUGAUGCACCUGGACAGCCUGCUGGAGCGGCCGGCGGCCUCCCGCGUGCGCAAAUCCCGCUCCUGGUGCCAGACGCCGUGGUCGCUGCCAUCCUCCACCACCCACGUGUCCCUGGCCUCCAGCUCCCCGUGUGCCGCCCCACUGCCGGCCCAGGAGUGACAGCCUGGACACCUCGGCUGGACUGAGCCCCCGAGGGCCGAGGGGGGCCCGGCCCGGCGGCCCCAGCUCAUCCUCAGCUACUUUGUGUGUGUUUGUGCGAGACACGAAGGGCCCCGGGCCAGGGCGGCUGCCCCUCCCUCCCUCCUGCCCCUCCUCCACCCCCCUGAUCCGGAUCUGUCACUUUAUUUAUUUAACCUAUUUAUUUAUGGAGAGGGCGACUCGGGGAGGCAGGAUUUGAGCUCGGACUGAUGGACAUCCAGGCUGGCAGUGGGCACCGUGCUGAGCACCCCAGGUUUGAACAGCUCCCAGCGCUCCCUGCACUGCCUGGCACAGGGCUGGGCACGGGGACACCCCCCUGGCACAGGGCUGGGCACAGGGACAGCACCAGGACACUGCUCCAUCCAGGCACGAGGGGCUUUGGCAGAAGCUGAGGCUGCCCUGGCCCCUGGUGCUGGCUUUGCUUUGCUGGAUCCCAGGGAAUUUGGAGAUUUCUGCGUGGAUUGGGACACUCUGUGGUGGCAGCGCUUGUCAGAGUCCCCCAGCCUGCAUCAGCACUGGUGGCAGCAGGGACAUCUCACCGACCGUGGGCACGGCUGUCACUCCAGGAGCACCAGCUCCAUCCACAGGGCUUGCAGAGUCACCAGACCGAGUCACCCAAGCCCAGGCUUUGUCCCCUGUGCCACGCUCUGGGGACAGCCCUGACACCUGGCUCGCUCCCUGGCUGUGCUGAAACAGCAGGAGGUGAAAUGUCCCUUCAGCAGCCCUGCAGAGCCUGGGAGCAGCACUGCCUGUGGAGCUCCGGGCUCAGAGAGGCUCCUUCCUGCAGCUACGGGCAACAGAGAAAUGUGGGACAAGGAGGGGACACCGGGGCUGUGAUGGCAUCGCUGUCCCUGGACAAUGGCACACGGAGGUCACCUCUGUCACCUCCUGGUUGGGACAAACUUCCUGGUGGGGUGGGGAGGACUGGGUGUGAAUUGGUGAUGGGUAAGAGGGGGACUCUGGGGGUUCAAUCCUGCCCCAGCAGCUGCGGGCACAGGGACAGCGCUCGGUGUUCCUGCGGGAUGGAUCUCGGAUGGGGGAGCUGCUGAAGAGCCGUCCUGGCAGUGCCAGCCCAGCAGCCCUGGUGUCCCUGGGAUGGGGGAGCUGGGGACAGCCCUGUGUCUGGGGACAUCCUGGUGGGUGAGGGAGAGAUCCCUGGCUGUCCUGGGAGGAGACGGGUGAGGAAAGGGCCGGGCAGGGAGGGCAGCUCCCAGCAGGGCAGGUCGGAGAGGAUUGCAGGUAGGGAAAGUGGCACAAAGAGAAUUCCUUGGAGGGAGCCUGGAGCUCACACACUCCCUGCAGCUCACACAGCCCCUGGAGCUCACACAGCCCCUGGAGCUCACACACUCCUGCAGCUCACACACUCCUG
This is a messenger RNA of Catharus ustulatus (Swainson's thrush), 3670 nucleotides long. It is a transcript of the gene KIF3C, whose product is annotated as kinesin family member 3C. The coding region runs from base 10 to 2262 and encodes 750 amino acids. Gene Ontology annotation, molecular function: ATP binding; microtubule motor activity; microtubule binding. The record is from RefSeq and is a predicted model, not a curated record. Gene Ontology annotation, biological process: microtubule-based movement. Lineage: Eukaryota; Metazoa; Chordata; Aves; Passeriformes; Turdidae. The transcript is spliced from 8 exons.